Messenger RNA from Lytechinus variegatus (green sea urchin), 1326 nucleotides. RefSeq names its product monocarboxylate transporter 9-like. NCBI's taxonomy places the organism in Eukaryota, Metazoa, Echinodermata, Echinoidea, Temnopleuroida, Toxopneustidae. Gene Ontology annotation, molecular function: transmembrane transporter activity. The record is from RefSeq and is a predicted model, not a curated record. The transcript is spliced from 5 exons. Gene Ontology annotation, biological process: transmembrane transport. Bases 43 to 1326 code for a protein of 427 amino acids.
UCCAGCAAGCAUGUGGCAAGUGAUUUCUGUCCACAUUGUUCGAUGCAGUACGUCGUCAUGAAGGCAUCGGAGAAAAUGAAUACGUGCUUACCCACGGCAAGAGGACGUCUUUCGGCCAACUGGGGUUGGGCGGUAGUGGCAAUGACCUGGAUCCUUUUUAUCAACAUGUUCGGUAUCAUGUAUUCUUACGGCAUUUUAUUCGUCGAGUUCCAGGAGGAGUUUGGGAGCUCUGCGACAUUUACAGGUUGGGCAGGAUCCAUCCCCAUCGGGCUUACUGCUUUGAUGGCUCCAGUCAUAAAGGUGUUCAUUGACCGUUUCGGCUACCGGCCCGUCGGCGUCGUCUGUCACGUCAUGGCAUCCUUGGGGGUCGUGGCGACCUCUUUCGUUCCAAACAUGUCACUUGUCUACCUCACAUACAGCUUGAUGUACGGGUGUGGUGCCGGCGGUCUUUGUAUCCUCGUACUUGGGCUUGUCGCAUGCUAUUUCUAUUCAAAGAAUAACGUCAGGGCAAUGGCAUUCGCGGUUUCUGGUUCGAGUCUCGGCAUGCUGACAUUCGCUCCCUUGCUAAGGUUGUUAUUUGACCGAUUCGGAUGGCGACCUUCACUCCAAAUUGCUGGUUCGAUGUACUUCAUACUAGGAGUCCCUUGUGUGGCAUCGCUGGUACCGCCCUCACAGAGAUCUGGUGAAAAUAUUUCAAUAUCGAAAGACGUUCAAGUUGCCUCGAUAAGGAAACUCGACAAGGAUCAUGAUCCGGGACCACCACUCCCGCAUGACGAGACAGAACGUGGGGCUGUUCAAAUUAAAGAAGUACUAAAAAAUAACAGAUCAGAGCUAGAAGGUGCAGAUGAAAACAUUCCGAGAGAUGGGUUAAAUAUUCGUCCCGGCAACAGUCAACGUUCCUUGUUUGAGAAAGAGACUAGAAUGAAACGGUGGCGAUGUCAGAAUUCCUGCUAUCCAGAAUUAGUUUUCAUCAGUUUGGCUGUAAUUAUUAACGGGAUUGUUGACUGCUUUUACUUUGUCAACAUGGUUAGUUAUAUGCUAUCACUAGGCUUCGCAGAGAAAGACGGGGCACUUUUCCUGUCUAUUCUGGGGGCGUCAACUGCCGCUGGAAAAACAAUCCUAUCGCUAGUCGGUGAAUGGCUCCCAUUUCCUACAUAUUACGUAAUGGUCAUCGCAUCAGCAGUGGGCUGCCUGGUGAUGUGCUGUUUUCUUUUUGUGAAGAAUCUCACAGUUUUGCUUAUCCUAGCCGGCGGUAAGAAUAAUAAAAAAUUCCACCUGAAGUGUACUUUAAUCCAAACGGCAUCCCAGUCAUGUGAACUAGCCUAA